AUGCCAACUCAAGAAAGACAAAAUUCGACUUUUAAUACAUUUUUCAAAAAAAAAAGCUCUCAAGAUCCUUCAACCAAAGAAAGUCACCAAUCGGUCAAACAACUGAAAAUUCGCGUUGCCUUUGGCGUAAUUCUUACAUUGAUUACUAUUGUAUUACAAUGUGUGGCAUUUUUUACACCGCAUUGGAAAGAAGUGUCUGCGAAAAGUCAGUCGUUACAGGUCGGUAGUAUUGAUGCACUAAUUCGAACUGAAGUCUUAGUAUAUUUCAAUGCUGUUCAUCGUUUCACUCGUCAUUCAUAUGGUUUACUUCACCGAUGUGAAUAUAUUUCCAAUAACGCGACAAAACUCAUCAAACCUAAUCUCGAUCCGAAUAAACAAACGAAAAUCUGUUCGAAGAACUUCCUACCUUCAUUUGAGGACAAUCAAUUUGAUCAAUGUCAUAGCUUAGAGUAUUAUCAAUUCUGUUCGAAAGCGAAUGAAAAACGAUUUAAUAUUGACAAUGAUUAUCUUCUCGCAACAUUCGAUAUUCUCUCCAAUUCUAAACAAACACGCGAUCUAUCAUCAUCGUGCGAUUGUCAUUAUCCGGAAUACGUUAACGCAUGCCAUAUACUUCAAUACUUUGCGCUAACAUUUCUAUUUUCGACGUCAAUACUCUUUGGUAUUUUUCCUUUUAUUAAAACUUCACAUAACCGUCUAAAAGUGAAAUGUUUUGGUGUCCUAUCAUCGAUCCUGGCAAUGAUAUUCAUGCUUACUAUUCUACUCGUUGCACUCAACUAUUUUCAAUACGAACCUGCUGAAUAUGUCAAGGCCAUCGAGAAACAUUAUCAUGCAAGUCAAAUUUAUAAGUUAUCUAUUGAUGCAAAAACCGCACUUAAUCACUUUCUUUCCAAUAUUCAAGUAGAAACUGGAUACUCCACAAUCAUCGCAUGGAUUGCUUUUAUUAUGUCCAUUAUUGACGGGAUUUUAAUCAUGUUAACAUGUAAGAUACCAAUAGAUAGUCCGUUUAUAGAUGAUCCCAAUACACCCACAAAUGCUGCCAAAAGUCAAGAAUCGCAAGCAAGAAGAAGUCUAUUACCAGAUCACGACUUUGCUCCGAUAUUGCCACCCGAGAUUGUGGUUAAUAAUUCUGACGAACACACAUCUAUUCCGCGUUCGUAUUCGAAAGAAUAA
Adineta ricciae is the source of this 1170-nucleotide messenger RNA. NCBI's taxonomy places the organism in Eukaryota, Metazoa, Rotifera, Eurotatoria, Adinetida, Adinetidae. The record is from the annotation of a GenBank genome assembly.